This is a messenger RNA of Echinops telfairi (small Madagascar hedgehog), 1509 nucleotides long. RefSeq names its product carbonic anhydrase 15-like. Gene Ontology annotation, cellular component: plasma membrane. NCBI's taxonomy places the organism in Eukaryota, Metazoa, Chordata, Mammalia, Afrosoricida, Tenrecidae. The transcript has 8 exons. The record is from RefSeq and is a predicted model, not a curated record. The coding region runs from base 106 to 1197 and encodes 363 amino acids. Gene Ontology annotation, molecular function: zinc ion binding; carbonate dehydratase activity.
AAAGGGAGUCAAUCACAUCGUUCAGAGGAAUCUCUGCCAGCACUACACAGCCCAGACCUGCUGCCCUCUGGCUCAGAGUCCUGCCAGCACCACCCCUCGGAUCCCAUGCCCUGGGACUCACUGCGCCCCUAUCCCGCCGCAUUGCCCUUCGUGACUGGAGCCCCCUGGCCCUGCCACAGCCCAGUCCUGCGAGCCUCCCUGGCCACCACCACCACCAUGCUGGCUGCCGGCUUCACCCUAACCCUCCUGAUGGUGCUGCCUGGGACACGCGCAGACCUGGAGGGUGCAUGGUGCUAUGAUUCCCAGGACCCCACGUGUGGACCCACCCACUGGAAGGAGGUGGCCCCUGCCUGUGGGGGCCCAGCCCAGUCCCCUAUCAAUAUUGACCUUCACCUGGUCUGGAGGGACCCUACCCUUGGGCCUUUCAUCUUCAAAGGGUACAAUGCUGCACCCCCGGGCCCGUGGAUCCUGGAGAAUGAUGGCCAUACAGUGCUCUUGCGAGUGGACACUGGCCAGCAGAGCCGCCUGGAGAUUCACGGCGGGGGACUGCCCCCGUCGGUCUACCGCGCCCGGCAAGUGCACUUCCACUGGGGUGCUCCUGCAUACGCGGGCUCAGAGCACAGCCUGGACGGGCAGCGCUACGCCAUGGAGAUGCAUGUGCUGCACGUGAACUCGCGGUUCCGGAGCAUGCGCGAGGCGCUGGGUCAUCCUGACGGGCUCGCUGUGCUGGCCGUGCUGUUGACAGAGCAAGACACCGACAACCCCAGCUUCUCGGUCCUAGUGUCUGGUCUCAAGAACGUGUCUGCGCGCGGGCUCUCCACAGAGCUGGCAUCCACCUUCUCUCUGGCCUCCUUGCUACCAGCCAGCUCCAGCCUGGGGCGCUACUACCGCUACUCAGGUUCGCUGACCACACCCGGGUGCCAGCCAGCGGUGCUCUGGACCGUCUUCCAGGACACGGUGCCGAUCGGGCGCGCGCAGGUAGCUCAGUUCCAGACCCUGCUCGCGGCAGGGCCCCCCGGCUCCGGGCCCACGCCACUGGCUGACAACUUCCGCCCGCAGCAGCCGCUUGGCAGCCGGAGGGUCACCGCUUCCCCAGGGGCCCUGGUUCGUGCAGCAGCCCCGCGCCUGGGCCUGGACGGAGCGCUGGCUGCUCUGCUGACCCUGUGGAUUGGCCGGCAACUCGGACAGGGGGUCUAGAGCCACAGGCGCCCCUCCUGCGCACCCUUCACCCCACAGGGCCAAGUGCGUCCUGGGCAUGCUGCCUCCUCCACAAAAGUUGAGAACCCCCAUUCCCACCCUGUGCGACCCUGGAGUGACCUCCUUCUGCACCCCCAACUACAGCCAGCCUGGAUCCCCUCUGGAACUGCCAAUGAUCCGAUCCACCUUCCCAACCCCGCCCCCGCAGCCUCCCCCCUAAUCAUGUCUGUAUCCCAUGUCAGUUGGGAGGAAAAAAGAUGAACAUCACCCUUCACCUAAAGAUUACACUUUAUAAAAAGAGGUUUUAAAAUA